This is a messenger RNA of Propithecus coquereli (Coquerel's sifaka), 952 nucleotides long. RefSeq names its product transmembrane protein 119 (gene TMEM119). Gene Ontology annotation, cellular component: plasma membrane. The transcript has 2 exons. The coding region runs from base 58 to 882 and encodes 274 amino acids. Lineage: Eukaryota; Metazoa; Chordata; Mammalia; Primates; Indriidae. Gene Ontology annotation, biological process: ossification; positive regulation of osteoblast differentiation; positive regulation of osteoblast proliferation. The record is from RefSeq and is a predicted model, not a curated record.
CUCCACCUGGCGGGCGCACCCAGGCCUGUGCGUGGAGGAUCCGGUCCCGGGGGCGACAUGGUCUCUGUGGCAGCCCCCAGUGUCGUCCUCUCUCUGUUGCUGCUCCUGCGGCCUGUGCCCGCGGAGGCCCACUCUGUGGCCCUGCAGACCGCCUUCCUGGAGGACGUGGUGGGCAGCGGGGAGGCUGAGGGCUCGUCGGCCUCCUCCCCGAGCCUCCCGCCACCCUGGACCCCGGCCCUCAGCCCCACGACGCUGGGGCCCCAGCCCACGCUCCUGGCGGGCCCCUCGCCCCCCACCAACUUCCUGGACGGGAUCGUGGACUUCUUCCGCCAGUACGUCAUGCUCAUCGCCGUGGUGGGCUCCCUGGCCUUCCUGCUGAUGUUCAUCGUCUGCGCCGCACUCAUCACCCGCCAGAAGCACAAGGCCUCGGCCUAUUACCCGUCGUCCUUCCCCAAGAAGAAGUACGUGGACCAGAGUGACCGGGCCGGGGGCCCCCGGGCCUUCAGCGAGGUCCCGGACAGGGCCCCCGAUGGCCGGCCCGAGGAGGCCCUGGACUCCUCCCGGCAGCUCCAGGCUGACAUCCUGGCCGCCACCCAGAACCUCAAGUCUCCCGCCAGGGCCGCCCCAGGCAGUGGGGACGGAGCGAGGGUGGCGGAGGGCAGCCAGCAGGGGGACCAGGCAGCCCAGGGGGAGCGCGGGGUCCCAGCGCAGCAGCCAGAGGUGCUGGGGGAGCCGUGCUCAGCGGUGGCCGAGGAGGCCCAGGCAGCCGGUGAGGGCCCAGGGGGGCUGGAAGGGUCUCUCUCGGUAGCCCAGGAAGCCCAGGGACCAGCGGGUCCCCCCGAAAGCCCCUGUGCUUGCAGCAGCGUCCCCCCCAGCGUCUAACGGGCCCCUCUCAGGCUGCUGGCCCUGACUGUCAGACCCCGGGCGGUCGCCUCCCUGAGCAUGAAAAGGA